Molecule: messenger RNA, 222 nt
Organism: Penicillium canescens
Lineage: Eukaryota; Fungi; Ascomycota; Eurotiomycetes; Eurotiales; Aspergillaceae
Exons: 1
Coding region: 1-222 (73 amino acids)
Source: RefSeq, a predicted model, not a curated record
AUGAUGGAAGUGGAGUCCGGUUCCUGGAAUGUUGCUGUUCUGUUUUACCAUCCUUAUCUUGAAAAGAACAUGGAAUGUUGCGACGGACACACUCUUCACAUGGCACGCCCCUUUCGCACCGACUUUUGCCGGUAUGACAACCCGCGCAAGCUCGGCGCGCGCGGUCUAGCGGCUCGGUUGUUUUGUGCUGCCUUCGAAGAUGGCGUCGAAGUGUAUCGCUAA